Messenger RNA from Salvia splendens (bonfire salvia), 2194 nucleotides. RefSeq lists its product as uncharacterized. The transcript has 12 exons. Bases 144 to 1865 code for a protein of 573 amino acids. The record is from RefSeq and is a predicted model, not a curated record. Gene Ontology annotation, molecular function: protein binding. Lineage: Eukaryota; Viridiplantae; Streptophyta; Magnoliopsida; Lamiales; Lamiaceae.
GAUUGGAUUUUUAUCAGUUGUGCACGGCCUCUCAUCCAUCAUCCCCAACUUCACACCUCCGAAUUCGGCAUUUCUCUCUCUCUCCAAAAAAUCCCACAAUUUACGCUUGAAAUUUGUUUCUUUCCGAAAAUCUCAUCAAGCACAUGAAUCUUCAGUGGUGGUGGUGCUCCUCCCCUUUGCUCCCACUCCCAACUCACCACCCACCCAGACACACCACCACCACCCACUUCUGCUUCCUCUUUCCCGCCAAGAAAAAGCAUUACUUGUUUCCCAUUCCCAAACAGACCGCUGCCGCCUCCAACGCCAACAGCCAGGUCUUUUCCUCGCCGGAGGAAGGGAGCAAGCUGGCCUCGGACCUCUUCGACCAAGUGUUGCUUGGCCGUGUCUCCGCCGCCCCUGACGCCGCCGAGGCCCUGCGUUUGAUUUCGGAGGAGCGAGGCAGCGCCGGCCUUGUCACUGCUUCAGAUUGCCGCUUGAUUAUCUCUGCCGCCCUUGAUCGUGGCAAUGCUGACUUGUCCCUCUCCGUAUUCUCCGCCAUGCGCUCUACCUUUGGUUCUGGUUGGGGGAAGAAUGCUACUUCAGUGGAGAGAUUGAAGUGGUCAAGGCCGGAUGUAGAUACGUAUACCUUGCUAGUGAAGGGCCUUGCUGCAUUACUAAGGGUUUCAGAUGCCCUUAGGGUGGUUGACUGUGUUUGCCGAGUGGGAGUGUCUCCCUGUGAAGAGGUUCCUUUCGGUAAGGUGGUGAGAUGCCCCAGUUGUAUGAUAGCUGUUUCUGUCGCUCAACCACAGCAAGGCAUUCAGGUCGUAUCAUGUUCAAAGUGUCGUUAUCAGUAUGAACUAGUUUCAGGGAACAUCCUGAGCAUUGAAUCUGAAGAAAUUAGCAUGGAUGUCCCUGCAUGGAAACGAGCGCUACAAUUCUUGCAAAUUACGAAACAAGAUAUUCCAGCUGCUGUUCACUCCAUUGUGGUGGAGACCCCUUCCGGCUUAGCAAGAACACACAGGUUUGCCACUGAAACGGUCGAUCUCCCUGCUCAGGAAGGAGAAAGAGUUACUGUUGCCAUAGCAGCUCCAUUAAGUGUUUACAGAGAGGUUGGUCCUAUAAAGCUGAGUGCAAGAGUUCCAAAUUUCUACCCUGGUGAGCCCAUGUGCCUGACCAAUCAUAAAGAUGGUAGAGAAUCACGAUUAUUAAGAGCCCCUCGAAAAGAUGCGACCAGAUCCAUGCUGAGUCCAUCUAUUUUAUUCCCCACUCUUGUGGUGCUUGCUACUGGUGACGCAGCCUCUGGAAUGCUUGAUCCUAGCUUGCCUCCGUUGAUUGCAGCUGCUGCAUUUUCUUCGGUGGCUGUAGGUGCAACUUUUAGCAGUGUGGUUCUUCCUCAGCUUAACAAGCUUCCACAAAGACUAGUGGAUGUAACAUCCAUAAGGCAGCAGCUGUUAUCUCAGUAUGACGUACUUCAGUCUCGCAUCAAGGAAUUGAAGAAAGCGGCUGAAAAUGAGGUCUGGAUGCUUGCUCGCAUGUGCCAGUUGGAGAACAAAAUUUAUGCUGUUGGAGAACCUUCUUAUCGUGCUCGAAGAAAUAGAGUCAAAAGGGUGCGUGAAGGCUUGGAGAGUUCUCUCAAGACUCGGAUUGAACUGAUCGAGAGCUAUGCAAGAAUAUCUUCAAUGAUUGAAAUUGAGGUAGAACUGGACGUGGAUGUGGUUGCUGCGGAAGCAGUCAGCAAUGUGGAAAACAUUGCUCAGCAGAUAGAGCAAAUCAUGGAACUUGAGAAUCUCGAAGAGAAAUGGAGACUGCAAGCUGAGGCAAACGAUGAAGCUGAACGACUUCUUAGUUCCGAGCCUCUUCCUGCCGACCAGAUUUCAGACAGGUAGUCGGUGAAUAAGAUGGGGUGCGGGCUUGGCAUCCAUUUUGUACAGGUUCGAGGUUAAUCACUCUAAGCAAUCCAAGUUGUGCAAGAGACGUUCGAGGCCGGCUAGUUAUGAUUGCUAAAGUGUGUCGAUUUUAUGAUUUUUUUCUCAUAAUAAUAUGAGAAAAUAUGCUCCAUUAAUCUACACAAUGGAGUAAGACAGCAUAAUGUGUUCCAUCUCUUGUGGUUGAGGAUGGGAUAUUUUGACAUUUAUUUUUCUUAGGAAUUAAUCUCUAGCUAUACAUUGUAAAAAUGGACGAAUGUAAAUGAAAAUUUAUUUAUCCUUUAAUGUUA